This is a messenger RNA of Oryzias latipes (Japanese medaka), 805 nucleotides long. Lineage: Eukaryota; Metazoa; Chordata; Actinopteri; Beloniformes; Adrianichthyidae. The record is from RefSeq and is a predicted model, not a curated record.
UUGGUCUCAGAUCCCCAGCCUGCUCUAAGCCUGGUUCUCCUUUAGCAGAGAUGAUGUCCAGCUGGUUUCUUCUGGUGGCUCUUGCCUGUGGUUUGGUGGGGGCUCAGGACCCUUCACUGCAAGAACUUAACACCAAAGUGCAACAGCUAACAACCAAAGUGGAGGAGCUCCAGAGGGAGGUAUCAGCGAGACCUCAGGUGGCUUUCUCUGCUGCGCUUCUUGAGACUCAGCAAUGGACCAUUGUGGGGCCGUUCGACGCAGACAAAACCCUUGAAUUCAAGAAGGUCGUAACCAACAUCGGGAAUGGAUACGACCCAGAGACAGGCAUCUUUAUGGCCCCAUUCAAAGGGCUCUACUACUUCAGAGUCACUGGGAUUGCUGGGAGAAAUGGGAAAUUAAACGCAGGAAUCAUAAAGAAUGGACAGAACAUGUUUGCAAUCUACCAAAUAGCAGAAACACAGGCUGGUGCCUCAAACGGGAUGGCUCUGGAACUGGAGCAGGGUGACCGGGUCUACGUCCAGAUUUGGCCAAAUAUGAGCAUUGCUGACCAGAGUCGGCUCAGCACCUUCACCGGAUUCCUGGUUUUUCCAAUGUAGACGCAGCAGAAAUGCCAGAAACAACAAGGAUGGGAAGUGUUUUGGUCCUGGAGCCUCAUGUAGCUCAACAGAGUAUGGCUUCAACAAGACAGAGAAGUUGACGUUAUUUUAUUUUGUAACAUCUCUAGUAAAAACCAUCUAGAAUCAGUUUUGUUUGCUCGAGUACAAACUUGCAGGUCUGACAACAAAAUAAAAACAUCCAACUUCCA